AUGACGAAUUCGAGCAGUGAUAUUCGUGUUGUAGUAGGAAUUGAUUUUGGAACAACUUAUUCAGGAUUUGCUUACGCGAAUGUCAACACACCCCAUAACAUAGAGACUAACGACAAUUGGCCCGAAAAAAAAGGCGAAUUCAAAACAAAUACGGUGAUUCGAUAUGAUAAAAAACUCAAUGUUAUCAAAUGGGGUUUACCUGCUUUAGUUGAAAAAAUCUCUAAAAAGGGUAAUAAUUUAAAAUCUGAAGAAGCUCAGAUUGCUGAGUUAUUCAAACUUCAUCUCGGCGAUAUUGUCGAAGAAGAAAAACCUAAGUUACCUUUAGGUUUAGAUCCCAGAGAAGCGAUCACUAAUUAUUUGUACGAAAUUGGAAAGCAUAUGAAAUCCAGAAUAUCUGAACGAUGGCCAGAAUUGAUUUACUUUAAACAUGUUCGAAUUGUUCUCACUGUGCCCGUUGAAUAUGAUGAGAGAAUUCGCGCUAUCAUGCGACAAUGUGCCUACGAUGCGGAUCUUAUACUUACACUUGAAUCAGAAAAUUUGGAAUUUACUACUGAACCGGAAGCUGCUGCAAUUUAUUGUCUUGAAAAUCUAAAUGAACAUUCAUUAAAAGAAGGAGAUUCAUUUAUGAUUGUUGAUUGUGGCGGCGGGACAGUCGAUUUGACAGUUCGCACUAUACUUCCCGACUCGCAAUUAAGUGAACUCACAGAAAGCACUGGUGAUUUCUGCGGCUCCACAUAUAUCGACAAGGAAUUCAAAAAGUUUUUGGGUGCUAAAAUUGGAAAAUCAGCUCUUAAAAUUAUGGAGGAGAAGCAUUAUCCUCACCUUCAAUAUUUGAUUCAAUACUUCUGCACUCAUGUAAAGCUUCCAUUCGAUGGUGAUGAAAGAAACUGGCGAAAUAAAGAAAUUGAUCUUGAAGAAGUUUGUCCCGUUAUUAUGCAAUACGUAAAAGGCGAGGAAAGAGAAGAGCUAGAAGGGUGUGAAUGGCUUAUCGAAUUAGACUUCCAGACGGUUAAAUAUUUCUUCGACAAAGUCAUCGGCAAUAUUUUAAAGCUAAUCCGCGAACAACUGACCAAGUCGGAAAAGACUAUUUCUGCAAUUUUUUUAGUUGGCGGGUUUUCUGAAUCCAAGUACUUGUUACAGCGUGUCCGACAGGAAUUUGAUCGCCAAGUUUCGUAUAUUUCAGUCCCAUCUUAUCCAGUCACUAGUAUUGUUAAGGGUGCUGUUAUGUAUGGUCUGAGAAUGGAUACAGUUAAAACACGUGUACUCAAAAAGAAUUACGGAGUCGAGCUUUACCGCAAUUGGACUUCCAAUGAUCCAAUUGAAAAAAUGGAAAUUAUAGAUGGUCAAAAGAAGAUUUUAGCUUUCAAGAGAUUAGCUAAAAAAGGGACUGCAGUUGAUGUUGACCAAGAAUUUAAAAAUACGUCCUGGCCAACCUUUCCAAAUCAGAAAGCCUCCUCUUUCAAAAUCUAUACUACUAGUAAGAACAAUGGAAAAUAUUGUAGUGAUCCAGAAAUGGAAUUGUUUGGAAAACUUCACUUAGAAUUGCCUGACGUUAGUCAUGGUCUCGAUCGUCCAGUCGAGUUCACUUUGAGUUUUGGUAAAAUGGAAACUCGUGUUUUUGCUCGAAGUCUCAAGCCGGGAAUGACUGCUAAUGCAACAUUUAGACUAGAAUUAUAA
Messenger RNA from Ambispora leptoticha, 1677 nucleotides. The record is from the annotation of a GenBank genome assembly. Lineage: Eukaryota; Fungi; Glomeromycota; Glomeromycetes; Archaeosporales; Ambisporaceae.